This is a messenger RNA of Aegilops tauschii subsp. strangulata, 618 nucleotides long. The record is from RefSeq and is a predicted model, not a curated record. Lineage: Eukaryota; Viridiplantae; Streptophyta; Magnoliopsida; Poales; Poaceae.
AUGGUUCACGAGGAUGAGAGCAGCGACGACUACCCCAGCCUGCAGUACAUGAACUCCUCUGAUGACGACAGCAUGUUGUACCGGAUCCCUGCCAGCAUUGAAGACCAAGACUACAUGGGCAUUGAGACUGGAACCAUUGUUCCCUGCGAGCAGCAUGGGCUGCCAUGUGCUGGAUAUAUUGCAGGAAGGUCAGAACACUGUGGUUCUGUUCAAUGGGUUGACCCAGAGUGGCCUCCUACAAUGCAAAAUGCACUGUUGAAGCUAUGGGAAAUGUAUCAAGACAGCAAGAGUGAUAGGAGGAAGGAUAACCUGGAGAGUUCACUCACUAUUCAUCAUUUGACAGAAGAAAAAAAUAAACUGGAGGCCAACUAUGACAAAUUAGUUGAAGAUGUUCAUGAACUUUUGAAUGCCCAAGAGGAUAGGGUGCUGGAUUUCAGAUAUUUGCAGUCUAAGAGUGCAGAGGAUAGGAAUGCUGAGGUGAUCAACUCAGUUGUCUCAGAUAUGAAGACAGAGAUGGAGAAGAAAGAGGCAGAGAUCUUCAAGCUGCAAGGGAAGUAUGAAGUCCUUAUGAACCUGACAAAAGCCCAAGGCACUGUCAUCAGGAACCUGAAAGUUUAA